Messenger RNA from Macrosiphum euphorbiae (potato aphid), 8502 nucleotides. Lineage: Eukaryota; Metazoa; Arthropoda; Insecta; Hemiptera; Aphididae. The record is from the annotation of a GenBank genome assembly.
AUGUUAUUGUAUUAUAAUAUUGUCUGCCUCUCCCAUCCGAGGCAAUUCCGUUGGCUGCACUGUGGUGAGUACGUGAAACGAUCUCACUCCGGUCGGACAGGUGACAAUAUAUCAUAUUCAACAGGCCAACAGUCUCGAGAUGUUAAUGGCAUGACUGGAACUCAAGUCACAAUGUCCACCACGCAGCCCACGCUGACACUCAGCGAACUCCAAAAGGGUGAACUUGUGUGGUUUGACCCAGGUGUUGGUCAUGUCUUACCAGGAGAAGUUUUGGAGUACCACAAGCCUGCGCAAGUACUCACUGUGCAAGCUGUUAUUGCGGGGAAAACACAAAUUUUCUCACUUACAAGUUCCAACGGUGUUAACCGGCGACAAGAUCUUGGUCAAAAUGGUAUUGAAGACAUGAUACAACUUACGGACUUGAACGAGGCUUCGUUAUUGUGGAAUUUGAAAAUUCGAUACGACAAAGAACUUAUAUAUACGUAUACUGGAAGCAUAUUAGUGGCAGUGAACCCUUACAAAAUGUACGACAUGUAUGGGUUAGACAUGGUGAAAAAAUACGAGGGCCAAAUUUUAGGAACAUUACCACCUCAUUUGUUCGCAGUUGGUUCCGCAGCUUACGGAAUGCUUCCUCGAGGAAAUCAAGUCGUCGUCAUUUCUGGCGAAUCUGGUUCUGGUAAAACGGAAUCCACUAAGCUUAUUAUGCAGUAUUUAGCAGCUGUUAAUAAAUCGCCAUCCAAUCUCAUUACUGAACAAAUUUUAGAAGCGUCCCCAUUACUGGAAAGUUUUGGUAACGCCAAAACUGUGCGUAAUGACAAUUCAUCCCGGUUUGGAAAGUUUUUAGAAGUCCAUUUCAAACAAGGAGUUAUAUUGGGCGCUAAAGUUACAGAAUAUCUACUAGAAAAAUCUCGAAUAGUAACACAAGCUCCAGAAGAACGAAAUUAUCAUGUGUUUUAUGAACUAUUGGCGGGUCUCGCUGACGAGGAGAAACUUAAAUACGGUUUGCUAUCGGCUGACAAGUAUUUUUAUUUAAAUCAAGGUGGAAAUUGUGAAAUUGAUGGGAAAUAUGAUGGAGAAGAUUUUCAAUCACUUAUGUCUGCGAUGCAAGUUCUUGGAUUCACAUCGGAAGAACAAGACACAAUAUUUCGAAUACUCGCUUCAGUUCUACACUUGGGAAAUGUUUAUUUCCAUCGUAAACAGCUAAAACACGGACAAGAAGGCGUUGAAAUUGGUUCUGAUGCAGAAAUCAGAUGGACAGGGCAUUUGCUCCGAUUGGAUGUGGAUGGUAUCAAAGAAGCAUUAACGACCAAAACCACAGAAGCUCGUAAUGAACGUGUGUUGACAGCACUAAAUAUUGAUCAAGCAUUGGACGCUAGAGAUGCAUUUGCUAAGGCAUUAUACAGUUCACUUUUUACGUGGCUCGUGGCAAGGAUUAAUCACAUUGUGUACAAGGGAACUAAAAAGACAACGGCUAUAUCGAUUUUAGAUAUAUUUGGUUUUGAAGAUUUCAAGGAAAACAGUUUCGAACAAUUGUGUAUUAACUACGCCAACGAAAAUUUACAAGUGUACUUCAAUAAACAUAUAUUCAAACUAGAACAACAGGAGUACGCCAAGGAAAAAAUCCAAUGGCAAAACAUUGCAUACAAUGACAAUUUGCCAGUGAUUCAGUUGUUAUCGAAAAAACCUGUCGGCAUAUUGCAUCUUCUAGACGACGAGUCUAAUUUCCCACGCGCCACCGAUGUAUCGUUUUUAGAAAAGUGCCAUUACAACCACGCGUUGAACGAAUUAUACUCUAGGCCCAGAUUAAAUGGUCCAGAGUUUGGUGUUCGCCAUUAUGCCGGGCCGGUGUGGUACAACGUCGACGGGUUUCUAGACAAGAAUCGCGACACGUUAAGGCCCGAUGUCGUGCAAUUAUUAAUAUCAAGCUCUUUACCCAUGUUGAGUAAAAUGUUCAGCUCUUUACGGAAUAAUUUUGAAGCUUCAAAAACGUUAAACAAGGCCAACGGCAGAUUCGUUACCAUGAAGCCAAGAACGCCGACUGUCGCGGCCAGGUUUCAUGAUUCACUACAACAGCUCCUGGAGUCCAUAUCUGGGUGCCAUCCAUGGUUCGUGCGUUGCAUCAAACCAAACUGUGAGAAGGUAUCGAUGAAAUUCGAUAUGCCCACGGUAUUGGAACAACUUCGAUAUUCGGGAAUGUUGGAAACGAUACGGAUCCGUAAACUGGGAUAUCCAGUGCGUAUGAAGUUCAGUGAAUUCGUAGACAGAUAUCGCGUUUUGGUACGAAAACGAAAACUUCCGCCGAAAGGCACUCCAAACAGAGAAAUCUGUCAAGCAAUAUUGGAAAAACACUCGGACGAAUAUCAGUUGGGCACAAGUCGGGUGUUUCUUCGGGAAAGCCUAGAACGGCACUUAGAACGAGAAAGAGCUGCCAUUCUGAACACGGCGGCGAUCACACUCCAGCGGAACGUCCGGGGAUUCCUUGCCCGGACCAGGUACACUGCAAAAAGGCAGAGCGCUAUCAAGUUGCAAGCGUCCGUGCGCGGAUGGAUACAGAGGAAGAGAUACGAGACUUUUAAAAGUGGCGUGAUUAAAGCGCAAGCUACUUUCAGAGGUAGACAGCAGCGAAAACGAUACAACCAACUGAAGGAGGAAAUGAAACGAAAAGCUAACUUGGCAAAAGAGAGGGUGAGAGCGAAGGCCCAAAAGGAAGAACAAGAAAGAAAUGCUAGACCACAAGCAGUACCAAGUCUCAAUACGUUAGAUAUCCCAGCAGAACUCGCGUUAAUAUUUAAUAAAAUCGAAGAAUGGCAGCCAUUACACAAUAAAAGGCAGUUGGUAAAAGUUGUCGGUCCAAUUGUUGAAAUUCAAGAACAAUAUGCUCUACCAAAUGAUAUUGAUCAACAUGCAUUUUCGAAGUUCACAAAUAUUUAUUUCAAAUCACAUGUUUGGGGAAUGAAAAAAGAACCCAUAAAAACUCCAUUCCUCCACAAAAGUAAAGAUUCCGAUUACAUGGAUUCGAUUGCGAUUUUCAAAUUAAUACUAAGAUUCAUGAACGAUGUGUCAUUAUCUCCCAAAAGAGAACAGGCGCUUGCAGACUACAUCAUUCACAAAGGGUUGGCCAACGAACGGCUGAGGGAUGAAAUUCUGUGUCAAUUGGUGAACCAAACAUGGCGCAACGACGUCGAAGCAAAUAACGAAAGAUGCUGGCUGCUGAUGGCCAGCUGUCUGUCGGCGUUCCCUCCAACCGGACCGCUGUACAAAUACUUGUUGAAGUACGUUUCCGAUCACGGUUACGACGGCUACAAAAGCGUGUGCCAGAGAAAGCUGCUGUCAGGGCACACUUGCACGCCGCCUGCCCGGUCUUCGGCUCCAUGUCUACUGGAGUGGCGAGCUAACCGGAAGCGUUUCAACACGGCGCUGGAAUUCGCGAUGCCCGACGGCGAGACGAUGACCGCCGGCGUCGAAUCAUGGACGCGGUGUCAUUCGGUUGCAUCCGCGCUGCUGGCCGAGAGGGGCAUCGCCGAGUGCAGCGGAUGGACUGUGGCGCUGGACAACGACCAGAGAAACGGGUUCGAUUACGUGUUUGACUCCAUAUCCGAAGUGGAAACGCCGCCUGGAUAUCCGGUCGGCAGACAGCCUCCCCACUCACCGCAACCGUCGUCGCCGAUGACGCCCGUUUCGAAGGUGGAACCCGUGUCCGUGAACCGUAGACCGACCGUGCCGCCACCCCAACCACCAGUGGUGAAACCGCAAAAAGUAAGAUCAGUAUCUCGAGAUCACAGCGCAGAAAACGGUCUUUCACGGCAGUCUGCUUUAAAUGACAGAUACUUUGAGAAGACUAGUCGAUCCAGAAGUCUCGACAAUUUAAUAACACCGGUACCGCAAACCGCAAUUGCUCCGAAAAAACUAGACUCAUUGGGCCUAUCGCAUAGCAAGCUGAACGAGCGAUACAUGUCAAUGGAGCGUAUACAAGAAACCGAAAAAGACACAGACAGUGAGGAUGAAAACGAUGACGACGACGACGGGGACGAUGAUGACGACGAUGAUGAUGACGACAUUGCCAAGUCUGUCGAUGACGAUAAUUUAGAGUCUGUCAGCCAAAGGGGUGAAACGAGAAACUAUAACGGUGCAUCAUCAGACGUGAUGUCCCAUAGUCAAAUAGAUUUUGACUAUCCAGAUAUAAAUGCUAGAAGCGAAGACGACAAAGGCUCAUACAUGAAGGGCCAUCCCAGAUUCAUCAAAUCACAGUAUGCGGGCAAACGUGGUUCGCAUUCUAUUAAAUCGCAAAUGGAUAACAAACAUUCUGACAAGUCUGAGGCGAGAAGUUGUGCCAUGUCUGAUACGAGCGAAGCCCCGUCUUUGGCUUCGCACGUCAGACGGGUACGCGUGCCGUCGCAGGCGUCGGACGUGGAUCAAUUCCUCGACGAUUUGUUCAAUCCAGUUCUGGACCAUAUGUCUGACGCCAGAUCGCUAGCCGCGUCCAUCAAAGGUUCAUCGAAGAGCAAGUCCGUGGAAGACUGCGAGUCUUUGGACUCUCGGGACUUUGUCAAGAGGAUAAAGGGCGGUGGAGGACGGUCGACAGGAACUAGCCGGGCGUCGAGGUCCAAUGAGAGUCCGUCACAAGACGGGGAAUUCGAUCCGUCGUCGUUGGACAUUUCGAUGUUCGCCAGAACCGUGAAGGGUGGCGGUCGGGGCGUCGCUUCCCAGCAACAGAAUGGUUCCGGACAGCCCGGAAACGCUUCUUUCGGCAUGUCGCCACUGAUCGGCUCUCCACCGGUGUUGCCCACCAUCCUUUCGCAGCCAUCGUUACUCAUGCCCCCCAUGAACUCACAGAACAUGUUCAACACUCCGAACGGCGGUCUCGGAGUACCGGCAAACACCUCCAACAACACCAGCAACGGGUCGUCGGGUGACAGCAUGCUCGCGUACCAGACGAACCUGCACCAGGCGUUCUUGCAAUCCGCCAUGGCGCAAAACAUCCAAAUCCAACAGCAAAUACUCGCGCAGAACCAGGCCCUCCACCAGUUGCUCCAACAGCAACAGCUUUUGCCACCGGUCGGUCCUGAAAAUACAUCAGGAGUUUGGAACAAUUCACCUCCUAAACAUAAGUCUACGCCCACUAAUAAAUCUCAAGGACUCCGCUCAGGAUCGCCACAUUCAACGUUUACAAAUGUUUUGAGUGAGUUAAAGAGCAGAAAAUCAUCCAUGGACUCUAACGUUGGAAAGAGUUCUGUACCUCCGCCGCCUCCCAUGCCACCGCCACCAGACUUAUGCGAUCCUAGCGAGGUAAGGCCGUUCAUGGAUCCGUAUGGCCGAGCGAAAACAGUGCGCAUUGGUAAAUGGAGAUGGCCACCACCAAGCGAUGGCACUAGCAAUGGAGUGCCUGGUGACAUGAACGGUUUUCCGUCACACCAAAGUUUUUUGCAAUUUAAAAUGUCCAAACAACAACAAAUCCAAAGACACAAGCAAUCACAAGAUUCGAGUCAAGACGGAGAACUGAACGGAGUCGAAUGGGAGGAGUACGAGAUACAACAGUCCGAAGCAAUGAAACAACCGUCACCUAAAGAGCAAACAGAAGUCCACAAAUCAUCGUAUAAAUCAUUGGAAGUUGGUGCCUUGAGACCUAGUCCGGGCAGCGUGGGCAAACUAAGGAUCAGCAAUGAAAUGAAGCACAAAUUGGAAAUGGUCACAGCAAACCACAGUCUGCGAUCGACGACCAGCAAACCCAGACCGCAAGCCAUGAAUAACAUGCCGACGCCUUUACCAACAACCGGAAAACUAGACACCGAUAGACGACUAUUGUUGCAGCAACAACUAGCCGGGAGAUGGGGUAGCGUGGACAGUGUCGAUUCUCAGAGCGUGGUAAAAGAGGACGCAUCUGACGUGCAGCCGAACCACAUGAUACGCAAUCAAGUGGAACGUAUCGAGAGCUCCGGAUGGCGGUUGCCACCACCGCCAAUCACUCCAUCUAGAUCCAACAGCUUUUACAAUCAAAACAUGAAAAAGAACAGCAUCAGUCCUCCGGCUCCCAUACAGCCCGUGACUCGCGAAUAUGACCAGAACAAUAUGUUCCGAAAUGCGGUACCAAACAACUACACCGCUGAACCACAGCACGAGGUCGAAAAAGUCCCAGAGUUCAACGGUCGUCCCGAAGCUAGAAUACAGUCGCCGACUCAAAACGAAGACGGACAGUCCACGAAGCUGCUGCAAACGCCGGCCAACUCCUAUUUCACGUAUAACCGUGUGCCGUGGAAGUUAAACAUCCGGAAGGAAGUUUUUACUCCCAAAGAAUCGAUGUCCAGUCCGUUGGUGCUGCAUUUGAUAUUCUGUCAAAUAGUAGGCGAUAUGUUUAACAAAUUCCAUUCGGUCCACGCCAGAAUAUCCGCCGACGAACGCGAAGAGAUGUUAGACUUAUUGGAUCGUUUUGGAGUAACGGCUAGCAACAUGCAAACAGGUCACCACAAAGCCAGCACCAAACGUUCUAUCGUCGAGCUGGCUCGUCAGUGGCCAUUGUAUUUUUCACGCAUAUUUCCAGUCUCGUGUGGUUACCAGCACAGAGAUGUCGAAUAUUUAGCCAUUGCUCACGCGGGUCUUCAUUUAUUGCGCAAAGAAGAAAACCAAUUUCAAAUCAUGCAAACACUGACGUUUGAAGACAUUGCCGAUGUCUCGAUGGGCAAAGCUGGAGGCUCUGUACAGCUCACUAUAAUGUCAGGUGAAACAAUACCGUUCCAUUCAAAUAGAUCCAGGCAAAUACACUCAAUGAUGAGCUCAUUCUGGAAGGACGCGGCACCACUUGGUCGACUUCCCCGUCAAGUGGAUGAAAAGAUCCGUACUGCUGAACACAAGGGGUGGCAACAAACAAACACGAAGUAUUCCAAACCAACUUCGCCGUAUAAACAACAUGAAUCACCACCACCUAUUCACUUUGCUGCAGAUGACGGUAAACAUUCGUUACUUCAAUUCGCAAUGUAUAAUUUCAGACAUAGUUCCGAGAAGUUUGACAUGCUGAAAUCUGCGAAUGGUGAAAUAAACGGUUCGUUGAAAGUCAUACAAAACUCCAAAAAGAAGAGUGACGAUUGGACGUGGAAAGAACAACUGGAGAUGGUAAAAUACACAAACGUUCCGAUACCAGAAUCGCUGUUAAAGUUAGACCCAGAGUUAGACGCACUGGCCAUCGAAUGUUUCGAGUGCGUUAUGAGGUACAUGGGCGAUUUGCCUACAACGCCUGAGUUUACAGAAGUCAAAUGCGUUUACACCAUUCUCAUGCAUUGCCAUAAAUUCGAAAGCUUGAGAGACGAAGUCUACUGUCAGCUAAUGAAGCAAACGACCAACAACAAAACGGAGACGUGCCAACGGGGAUGGCGUUUGCUCAGCAUCGUUGCGGCGUAUUUCACGUGCUCCGAAAACUUGAGACCUUUCUUACUCAAGUAUUUGGAAACGGCUGCUUACGACAAGAGGAGAGCUUUCCAUGGUACCGCGAACGUAUGCCUGCAGAACUUAAGGAAGACGUUGAGAUACGGUGGCCGGAAAAACGUGCCCAGUGUUGAGGAGGUGACUGCCGUGUCGGCCGGUCGUAAUUCCAAGAGACAGAUGUACCGGUUACCGGGUGGCAGCGAGACCGUGGUCAACACGAAGUCCACAACCGUGGUAGCCGACGUCAUCGCCGGCAUGUGUUCCCUGAUCAACGUCAACGACCCCUUGGAAAUGGAGGAAUUCUCGUUGUACUGUAUCGUCGAGGGCGAUGCGUUCACGAUGCCAUUGGCCGCGGACGAGUACAUACUGGAUGUGACUACUGAGCUUCACAAAAACCAACAGGUGUUUUACUUGAUAUUCUGCCGGUCCGUUUGGUAUUUCCCGCUGCGACUGGACAGUCAACUGUACGUCCAGGUUCUGUUCAACCAAAUCGCACCAGACUACUUGGAAGGCCUACUUUUGGUUUUGCCCUUUGGUCAGUUACCACAAGAUUUAUUGUACGAAGUGUGCAGAAUAGCUGCUCUGCUACAUCGAGCAGCUGACAUGGUUCAGCCACCGACGUUAAAGGAAACGAAAUUCCUUUUGCCCAAACCAGCACUCAUGCAAAAUGAAGUGAAUCCUCAGCAGCUGGUGCAAAUGGUUCAAAACAAUUGGCCUCAAAUAGAAACAUUACACAGCGUGGAAGCUAAAGCUCAAUUUUUAGAAAUAUUAAGCAAAUGGCCGCUGUUCGGGUCCAGCUUCUUUGCGGUCAAACGCAGCGGAGAUCAACAGAUAUUGGCUCUGAACAGAACCGGUGUCCAUUUCCUUCACAUUGUUACCCAUAAAACCUUAUCGACAGUGCCAUUUAGUGAAGUGAUAUCGACUAGAAAAGUGAGAGCUGGCGAAGGUGCCACUCUCUACUUAGAGCUCAAGUGUGGCAACCUGUUCCAGCAACGUGUGGCUAGACUACAAACUGACCAGGCCCAUGAAAUUGCCCGGCUCGUCAGACAAUAUAUAACCAUGCACCGACACAAUGUCGGUGGUCAUUGA